Molecule: messenger RNA, 3570 nt
Organism: Baudoinia panamericana UAMH 10762
Lineage: Eukaryota; Fungi; Ascomycota; Dothideomycetes; Mycosphaerellales; Teratosphaeriaceae
Exons: 2
Coding region: 1-3570 (1189 amino acids)
Biological process (GO): protein autophosphorylation; phosphorelay signal transduction system
Molecular function (GO): histidine phosphotransfer kinase activity; phosphorelay sensor kinase activity
Source: RefSeq, a predicted model, not a curated record
AUGAGGAUACCCAUUCGUGAACAGCUUGGUCUGCUCAUCCUGCUGUCAUCGCUCAUUGGCCUUGCCGUGGUCUCAGUAGCAACAUGGAUCUCGAACCACAAUUUCGUCCUGAGCAUCCGCUCGAGCCGGUUAUCCCUAACUGCUUCGCUCAAGGCCGCACAGCUUGCCUCCAACCUCAACCUCAUGCAGACCUCGGCAAACUUCAUAAGCAACAGGAUUGUGAUACAAAAUGCAUUGCAACGCUUCAACGACCAAGGCAACAACUCAUCGCAGAACUGGUAUAAUGCUGCGAUGGACAUGCAGGAUGCACUCAGCGGAGGCGGGAGUGUAGGUCAGACGCUGCUGCUGCAAAGCAUGGUUUUUCCUAAGAAUGCGACUGGACCAUCAAGAGGCGCAUCGUUACUGAACACAACCAGCAGUACAAUCAACAAUACUGUCUUGCUGCCCUAUCUAUGUCCGGAUGGAUCUGCGGUAUAUCUGGGCGACGGACAGUGUGGCGACAUGAACCUUGGCUAUCCAGCACCCCUUUACCCGAAUCUUACCUACAUACAACAACACUAUAACAGCACAUACGACAUCUCUAACGCGACAUACAUGGGAGACACACUUGGGGUUGGUUCCGCCCUACUGAUUGGUCCCUGGCGUGCCGACCAAUGGACGUCGCUGGUUUCGCUCACCAUGCCCAUUAUCAACAACACCAGUGCAGUUGACGUACUCGCCUGGUUGACUUGCAUUAUGAAUGCCACGCUUAUACAGCAGGUGCUGAGCUCCGAUACCGGUCUUGGCGAGACCGGCCAAACGCUACUUGUUGGACCUGCGAGCAAGUCGAACGUCUUCCAAAGCAACAUUGUCGACAACAGCAGUGCGUCCGGAAAUUUUGCAGUCCAUUACAUUCUGCCAGUGAACUCUUCGGCCCACGUACGCCAUCCAGGUUUCAACGCAACAUCCAAUCCUACCUUCAACGCAAGUCGGUAUCCUGCUGUCGAAAGAGUAUUCACUAGGGCUGACGGCCAACCGGACAACUCUGGCGCCUUAAUCCAGACGAGGAACGAGGCGGGUCAGAAGGUCUCGGUCGGAUACGCCUUACCUCAGCAAAGCAUCGUGCAAUGGGCCAUACUGGUGGAGCAAGCCCCAAGCGAGGUUUGGCAGCCAAUCUAUCGUCUGCGCGACAUCCUUCUGGCAUGUGUCUUUGCUACAGCUGCGCUUAUGGCGCUCAUUGCCUUCCCGCUUGCCCACAUCUUCAGCCUUCCGAUCCGCAGACUGCGCGAAGCUACCGCACGCUCGAUUGAGCCUCCUGGCGCCACGCCGAGCAGGUCAAGCUUCAACUCUAUCCGGUCUGAACUUGAUGGACAUGCAGGGGACUCGGAAGAAGUUUCGGAAGAAGUUUCGGAAGAAAUUGCGAACGGCGGAGACGUUGACCCCGUGCUGGCGCGAAAGGAAGGAAUGACCAACCCUGUAGCCAGGUGGCGGAAAAGUCGGCUUGAGGACCGUGAGACAAAACGGGAAGCCAAGCGCGAAGCGAGAAGGAAACGCGCCUUCAAGAUUCCUGGCAAGGUGAAGGAGCGCAAGACGUGCAUCAAGGACGAACUCACGGAUCUCACAUCGACAUUCAAUGAGAUGUCGGACGAGCUCAUGAUGCAGUACGAGAGGCUGGAGGAGCGAGUACAACAGCGGACCGCGGAACUGGAGCUGAGCAAGAAGGCGGCAGAAGCAGCGAACGAAAGCAAGACGCUGUUCAUUGCCAACAUCUCGCACGAGCUGAAGACGCCUUUGAACGGCAUCCUUGGCAUGUGUGCUGUGUGUAUGCAAGAGGAGGACCCCGUGCGACUAAAGCGCUCGCUUGGCAUAAUAUACAAGAGCGGAGAUCUACUACUGAAUCUACUUACUGACUUGCUCACCUUCAGCAAGAAUCAGGUAGGACAGCACAUCUCACUCGACGAGAAGGAGUUCAGGCUCCGCGAUGUCAGCUCGCAAGUGUUAGCGAUCUUCGACAAACAGGCGAAGGAAGGGCAAAUCGACCUCCGGGUCAAAUUCGAGGGCGUGCACGGGCUCGAGACCGACAAUACCGCACAGGAUGGGAUUGAGUAUGGACCGGCUGGCACAGGCAAAGUGAAGAAUAUGGUGCUGUGGGGUGAUAUUCACCGCAUAUUGCAGGUUGUCAUCAAUCUGGUGUCGAAUGCGCUAAAGUUCACGCCAGCCGGUGGGUCUGUAGUAGUGAUCAUUCGAUGUCUACCUGAGAUACCGGACAUGCAAAGCAGGAAGGGCUCUACCCUAAGCCGACAGUCGCGCCAGUCGCGGCAGCACUCUUCCCGACAUAAAGGUUCCGAUGCCAGCCUCGCAGUCGGUAAAGUCGACACAGCUUUGGUGAAUUUCUCCAAGGAUCGGAUGCAUCCCGCUAUACACGAGCGUGCACCGUCGCCACCACCUGGCAGGUACUUGUACUUCGAGUUUGAGGUCCAAGACACAGGACCAGGCAUACCGGAGAACUCGCAGCAGAAGAUUUUCGAGCCUUUCGUACAGGGAGAUCUUGGGCUCAGCAAGAAGUACGGUGGCACUGGGUUGGGGCUGAGUAUUUGUUCGCAGCUUGCGAGCUUGAUGCGCGGGACGAUUGGUGUGCGGAGUACGGUCGGACAGGGUAGCACGUUUACUAUGAAGAUUCCGAUCCGGCAUAUACAGUCACGCGCGGACAGCACGAGCUCGUCCGUUGAUCUCCAAGGCGAUGUUGCGGGUAUGCGAUCGAGUUAUUCACUUGAGGACGGUGACCGAACACCAGCACGGCAUAGCAGACAUCUCGUAACCGACCAUGACGCAUUGCAGAAGGAAAGCGCCAUCAACACCAGUGGUCCGCCGACACCUAGUCUAGGAAGCGAUUCACAACCUCGACUGAUAGGCCUUAGUCAGCCAUUCUUCGCCGCUAGUCAACCUAUGGAGUCACCAGGAUCUCAGCCAGGCGCGAUGGAGAAGAUCACAGCAGAAGCGACACGAGGCGGCAAGAUUCGUGUACUCGUGGCAGAGGACAACAAGGUCAACCAGGAGGUCGUUCUUCGCAUGCUGAAGCUUGAGGACAUCUAUGAUGUUACCGUCGCCAAGGACGGGCAGGAGGCGCUUGACAGAGUACGCGAAUCAAUGGAUGGUCCGAAUGGACAGCCCUACAAUCUGAUUUUCAUGGAUGUUCAAAUGCCGAAUGUCGAUGGCUUGACGAGCACCCGGCUGAUCCGGGAGAUUGGGUAUCAAGCGCCAAUUGUGGCUUUGACGGCGUUUGCGGAAGAGAGUAAUAUCAAAGACUGCUAUGAGUCUGGCAUGAACUACUUUCUUUCCAAACCCAUCCGUCGACCGCAGCUGAAGAAAGUACUCAAGGAGUACUGCGCACCUAUUCCAGAGGAGAACGAAGAAGUCACGCCACCGGAGAUGGCAUCCAAUAGAGGCUCUGGGAGUCGGAAUACAACAAUUGUAAUGGUGAAUCCACCUGUUCAGGAGGGUGAGGCCGAUCAUAAGGCGGUCCCAAACAGUGAAAAGCAUCCGGCCCGCAACGACGGAGCGUCACUAGAACGGACGGAUACCGGAGAAUAG